This is a messenger RNA of Electrophorus electricus (electric eel), 1976 nucleotides long. It is a transcript of the gene hagh, whose product is annotated as hydroxyacylglutathione hydrolase. NCBI's taxonomy places the organism in Eukaryota, Metazoa, Chordata, Actinopteri, Gymnotiformes, Gymnotidae. Gene Ontology annotation, biological process: glutathione metabolic process. Gene Ontology annotation, molecular function: hydroxyacylglutathione hydrolase activity. The record is from RefSeq and is a predicted model, not a curated record. Gene Ontology annotation, cellular component: mitochondrion.
AUUUUGUUGCAACAUUGCAGACGUCAGUAGUGUUGCUAUGUUAUUCAGGUCACUGGUUGCGAGUGCCUACACUCUUGGUGUACUUGGAGCUGCAACCAAUAAAUUCGCCCCCAUUCAGGUCCACACAGCCUUGUUCGGUUCAGCUAUUAGGAAGUCAUCCCUUGUUGAGCAGACAGACAUGAAGAUAGAGCUAUUGCCUGCUCUCACUGAUAACUACAUGUACCUUCUCAUUGACGAGGACACAAGGGAAGCUGCCAUUGUUGACCCAGUUGAACCUGGGAAGGUUGUAGAGGCAGUUAAGAAGCAUGGUGUGAAGCUCAAAACUGUCUUAACAACACAUCAUCACUGGGACCAUGCUGGUGGCAAUGAGAAGCUGGUGAAGCUGAUUCCAGGCCUGACCGUAUAUGGAGGUGAUGACAGAGUAGGAGCCCUGACUCAAAAAGUGACACACUACAACACCUUCAAAGUUGGAACACUUAAUGUGAAGUGCUUGUUUACACCAUGUCACACCAAGGGACACAUCUGCUACUUUGUGACAAAAGAAAAUAGUUCUGAACCCCCAGCAGUAUUCACAGGUGACACCCUGUUUGUCGCAGGCUGUGGGAAAUUCUUCGAGGGUACCGCUGAUGAGAUGUACAAAGCUCUGAUUGACAUUCUAGGGCGACUUCCUCCAGACACACAUGUAUACUGUGGUCAUGAGUACACUAUCAACAAUCUGAAAUUUGCUCGCCAUGUGGAACCAGAUAAUGAGGCCAUCAGGAAAAAACUGGCAUGGGCUAAGGACAGAUAUGAUAAUGGGGUGCCCACCAUUCCUUCAACUAUAGCUGAUGAGUUCACAUUCAACCCGUUCAUGAGAGUCAGAGAGAAGUCAGUACAGGGGCAUGCUGGAACAAGUGACCCCAUAGACACCAUGAGGAGCAUCCGUAAAGAAAAAGACAACUUUAAAGUGCCCAAAGACUGAGUAGAGCUUGCACUUCUUUCACAAUAUCAUUUACUGCAAUGCAUCCUAGUGCACUUACUUAAUACUUUUACUAACAGCUUAUUGUAUGCAGUGAGCACACAAAGAAUAGGGAACUUCCAUGGCACUGCAUUUAAGUGUUUUUAUUUCUCUAAUGCACCUGAUUACACUUGUCCACUAAUAAUUAGUUAUCAAGCCCUUAAUGACCUGAGUUGAAUGUAUUGGAGUAGGGGAAACGUGAAACUCUCCAGUGCACUAACCAUUAAACAUUGGUGUUUGAUUUGGAUUAGUAUUUAUAUGCUAGACAAUAUGUUUUCAAAUAAGGAUUGAAAGCAGUGUUAGCUUGAUGGAGACAUUACAUGUCGUUUCUAAUUUCAAGGUACUAAUAACUGACACCUGUAAAAUCUGUAAAUGGGCCGCGAACAUAGGUGAUCGUGUUCAGUAUGGAACGCUUAAAAAGAAUUGUACAUUGUUUUCAGCUGAGAGUGGUGUAUGCAGCUGUGGCACAUGUAAGAUGAAUAUAUGUACAGAUAUUUUAAAAUCAGAACCCUAUCAGAGGAUUGGUUGAUAGCCAUAUUUAUGUUGUAAUUUUGAAAGCAGUCAUUCUUAAUUACUAAACUUGUCUUAAUGUGCAAUGUUUUAUUUUGUAAACUGAAUAGAAAUAUUUUUAAAAUACCAGUGUUAUGGUCCAUGUAGUGUAGUAGAAAAAAUGAGACACUGUCACUUAGUGUUCUGAAAUGGAUAUAUCAUAUAUUACAACAAUUCCAGAGUACUGCUUUUGAUUUGUCAUAGUGUGCCCCCUCUCUCUCUCUCUCUCUCUCUCUCUCUCUCUCUCUCUCUCUCUCUCUCCCCCCUCCCCCAUCAGUUUUAAGCAUUGCUAAUUCAGCACUGAAUAUUUGUUGGUUGUUAUAGUCCAGUAACAUUUCCAGCCAAUAUUGCACUUUCUGUCCUGAGAACUAUUAAAGCAAUGAUUGUACUGCAGUGUCCUCAGUAAAGCAUGGGUGAGGGGGCCAAAAUA